AUGCUCCUGGUUAAGAGCGCUCACAAUAAGGCUCAUCCCGGCGUCACAGGUACCUAUAAGCAGGUUGUUAGCUCUUAUCACUGGCCUGGGGUCCGUCGUAGUAUCAGCCGCAUUGUCAAGUCAUGUGGGAUCUGCAUCAAAAAUAAACAUCGUGCUACUCUGAAGCAGGCCGCAGGUAUCAAGAAGGUGGAUGGCAUCCCCUGGCGCUCCAUUGGCCUUGACCACACAGGUCCCUACGAGGAAAACGGCGACAGAGCCAAAUUUCUGCUUGUUGCCACCGACUUGCUAACCGGUGCUAUAGAUGCUGAGGUCGUCGGUACUACCAACUCAAUGAAUCUGAUAACUGCUGCUCGGCGUAUAUUCGCCCGGACUGGCCAACCGAACACGGUCCACAGCGACCGAGGGUCGUCUUAUGUGAGCGCUGCUUUCCGAGCCUUCCUCAUCAAACGCAACAUUCGCCAAAGAUUUGCUCCUCCUUCGAGCCCGCGCUACGGAGGUAAGUGGGAACGGAGCCAUGGCCCCCUCAAUCACCAUAUCCGCAUCUUGCGAUCCAGAGGUGAGAAGUUAGAUUGGAGAACCCUGGUGGCUGAGGCUGUAUCUCUGAGCAAUACCAGGCUUACCUGGCACGACAUCUCUCCCUGGGAUCUCUGCCACACCUAUCGGCAUGAUCAGACCGGGGUAGCCUCUCCUCUUGCGGCCGACAUACUCCUAACUUGGCGCGAGACUUUUUGGGAGGAUACACGCGAGAGGACACGCGCAAAAUUGGGACCCUCCGGUCAGUCAGUAUCUGUGGGUGACUGUGUUUACUUGAAGACCCCUUCGCCGUCGAAGCUUGGUUCUUUAGCUCGUGGCCCCUACGUCGUGCUGGAGGCCACUGGCCACACUUUUAGGUUAAGGGAGCGCUCAACGGGUAAAGAAUUACUCCAGCCUCUCCAUAACCUCAUACCAACGCAGUAG
Molecule: messenger RNA, 957 nt
Organism: Perkinsus marinus ATCC 50983
Lineage: Eukaryota; Perkinsozoa; Perkinsida; Perkinsidae
Product: retrovirus polyprotein, putative
Exons: 1
Coding region: 1-957 (318 amino acids)
Biological process (GO): DNA integration
Molecular function (GO): nucleic acid binding
Source: RefSeq, a predicted model, not a curated record